ACGAUCCCCUGAAAGACGCGAACGGCUCGGAGGAGUUUUGCUACAUCAAAAUAGAGAACUCGUACUCGUUGACGGAGUGCACGAAGAAGUCGCUGGAAAGGUCAGGAAAAAUUACGUCCGCGGGUCGGAGGGCAGAUUCGAGCGGGCCUCGAAAGAAUUUAUUUCACGUUGGAGCGAAAAACGCGUCGCAACAAUGGAUGCUCAAUUUGGAGCACCGAGACAUCGUUCGAAAGGCGUCGAUGGUUGAGUCCGGUUUGCUCCUGGAGUGCGACCACUGUGGUAAAUUUUUCCGUCAGAAGAAUCACCUGAGAUCGCACAUGAAGAAGCACAAGCAUCGUUGCAGCAGCUGCGACGAGACGUUCCUGCUGAAGAAGGACUUGAGGCUGCACGCAGAGGAGAAGCACGGCCCGGUGAUCUAUCCGUGCACCAUCUGCGAGUACAAGAGCAACAACAAGUGGACCCUUAGGGACCACAUCGUCAGGAGGCACAGCACCAGCUACGAUCACGCCUGUCCCGUCUGUCACAAGAGGUUCAAGAUCAGGAACGACAUGAAACAGCACGCCAAGCAAGUGCACAGCAACGCGCCACCGAUGAAGUGUCUGAUCUGUGGCCAGACCAGCAAAACGCUUCCAGCGUUGAAGGCACACAUGAGAUACAGACACUACAAGCCCGACUACGAGUGUCGUAUAUGCAAGCGACGUUUGACCUCUCAGAGCAGGCUGGAUCAGCAUCUGCUCUGGCACGAGACGAGGGAGAAGGUGAUCUGUUCCACCUGCGGUAAAACAUUCAGCCACAAAAGGGACCUCGACAUCCACGCGAGGAUCCACGAGGGCAUCAGGCCCUACGCCUGCCCGGUCUGCGGCAAAACGUUCUCCAGAAGGACCGCCCAGGAACAACACACGCUCAUACACACCGGUCUGAGGCCGUACAUUUGUGAUAUAUGCGGGCAGGCUUUCACUCAGAAGCCGGGGUUGAUUUGCCACAGGAAACGACAUCCUGGUCCCCUGCCACAGCUACCCGUGAUCUCCGUUAGGAAGCUCAUCACAGAGUUCACCCAGGAGUUGACCACCACUGCCAAGAAGGACGAAGAUCAAGUUGAAGCGAAAAAGGCUGAGAUAAAGUGAAAUACAACGUGACCUGGAAUACUUCUUUAUUGCGUUAACUGUCUCGCUAAAUUCUCUGGAAGUCCUGCCAAACCACGCUUAACACGUUAUGUGACGAAGACGUAUAAGUAUGUUCAUCCGCAGACUGACCUCCAACGAGGGUUCGUUCGCUUUUGUGUCACGAAAGGUCGUACAUAGCACUGGAAGAUUACCCUGAGGAACAAAACUGAGCAUGGAAUUUUAACGUAAAUAAUGAUUUACACGCUGUUAAAAAGAAUAGAAACUACGUGAUAUCACUAUUUUUUUGAAAAAUUGGUAACAUUCAAACUCGGUAUAUUUGUUUUGUAUAUUAUACAGCCAUUCCAUCUUGCUCUCUCUACUCGUCUAAUUUAAUUUGUAUUUUUUGUCUCGUGACGACGAAUGAAGUGGUUAAAUAAAAGACAAGAAUAGCAAGAAAAUAAAAGGACACAGGCAAAAUUGAAUAAGUGCUUGGUUAAGCGACCCGCAGACUAUGGAGAUCAACUCGAAAGUUUGCUCGUGUACUUUUUGACGCGAGGAGGAUCUAACUCUGAACCCUUUACGUUUACUCUUGCCGAAUUAUUUCUUAACCCUUAUUAAAAUAAGACUAUUCGGAGAAACGAGAACGAGACUGUAAAUCUUACAGCC
Molecule: messenger RNA, 1769 nt
Organism: Colletes gigas
Lineage: Eukaryota; Metazoa; Arthropoda; Insecta; Hymenoptera; Colletidae
Product: zinc finger protein 525-like
Exons: 1
Coding region: 198-1124 (308 amino acids)
Biological process (GO): regulation of transcription by RNA polymerase II
Molecular function (GO): RNA polymerase II cis-regulatory region sequence-specific DNA binding; DNA-binding transcription factor activity
Source: RefSeq, a predicted model, not a curated record